AUGUCGAACAUUGGAAAGCGUCGAAUGGACACUGACAUUGUCAAAUUGUAAGCAUUUUUCGCGCCUAUUUUUAUCGAUUUUUUAGAGAAAUUUUAACGAAAAUUGGCUCAAACUAUUCUACAAUUCUACAAUACUUUUACGUAUUUUCCGUCUAUUUUCAGCCUUUCCCCACUCAGUUUUCUCCCCUUUUUGCCUCGUAAACACGCGACAAUCAUGUGACACAGACACACACACACAAGCGGCGGCGGCCAACACACAUCAAUUUUCGUGCGCGCCAAAAGAAAAAAAAGAAGAAGUUUUCGGGUUUUCGGCCUCGGAAAUGGAUGAUAUCGGAAGCGCGCCACGCUGAAAAUCGAAAAUGACGAGGGCCAAAGAAAUGCGUCAGCAAAUUGAGCAUUUUUGGAGUUUUUAUGCAUGUCUAGAUCAAUUUCUUUAAAUUUUUUGAGUUUUUCUCACCUAAAAUCGAGCCUCCAACACAAAGAAAACGCCUUCCACUGGAAAUGCGCCAGCAAAAUUUGUUGGCGCUUUUCUGGAUAAAGUCAGUCAAAACACUAGUUUUUUUGGUUUUGUUUGUUUAUUUGCUCCUCUUUUAUUGACUUGGCGCCGCCAAGUUGGCAAACAUUGAAAUCGAAUAGGGCGAAAACAGAAAAGCACGAAAAGUGCGCCAACAACCAGAGUUGAGCGGAAGAACACGGAAAAAUUUUUAUCUUUUUUAGAAAAUUUUUUCAUGGAAUGUGAUCAACUGACGAAAUGUCUAGCAAAGUGAACUCAGCUCGUAGAAAAAUAAUUGUAAAUUUAGCCUUACAUACAAAAAAGUUAUUCGAGUUGUUCCGUGAAAAAAGGGCUAACGGAAGACGGAAGGACAUUUUCACGGACCAACUCGAACAACUUUUUUGUAUGAAAAGUUAAAUUUACAAUUAUUUUUCUAUGAGCAGAGUUCACUUUGCUAUACAUUUCGUCAGUUGAUCGCAUCCCAUGAAAAAAUUUUCUAAAAAAUAUAAAAAUUCUUCCGUGUUCUUCCGUUGAGUUCUUCCGCUCAACUCUGCCAACAACAUUUGUUGGGGUGUUUUUCUUGUUGAAAAUAUUCCGAUUUAGCGCUUUUUGAACAAGGGGGAUCCGAGUUGCUGGCGCUUUACUCCAUACCUUAUCAACCCUUGUUUUCGUCGUAAAGUGCGUCAACAAAAUCGCUAACGCACUUUGCGCUCCACUUGUUUUCGUCGGCGGCGCCGAACUUUGCACUUUUUCUGACCAAUGAAGACGAGCGGUCCGGAGAAGAAAGAGAAAAGGAAACGUUUCUUUUUUUUCAGGGUCAACAACAAUCACCACGUGCAACUAGUCAACAAUUUGAAUGAGUUCAUCGUCAAAUUUCAUGGACCCAAAAAUAGUACGUUUGAUGCUCGGCCGAGACAUUUUCCAGACAAAUACCCGAAAAAUUGCAGCUCACUACGAGGGCGGAGUGUGGAAGAUUCGCGUCGAGCUGCCCGACAAGUACCCGUUCAAAUCGCCGUCGAUCGGAUUCAUAAACAAAAUCUACCAUCCGAACAUUGACGAGGCGAGCGGAACCGUCUGUUUGGACGUCAUCAAUCAGGUACGGGCAGUUUUUCGGAGAAAAAUUCCCUCAAAAAAUGCAAUGUUCAGGCGUGGACCGCCCUGUACGACCUGGCCAACAUUUUCGAGUCGUUCCUGCCCCAAUUGCUCACUUAUCCGAACGCGCAGGAUCCGUUGAACGGAGAGGCGGCCAGUCUGUACAUUCACAAGCCGCAAGAGUACGAACGAAAGUGCAAAGGUACGGCGGGCGGUUUCAAUUCCGACGUUUCGGCUUUCGGCGUGGCGACAAUCAGUUGUUCUCUGAGCCCUGAGUGUCCUUUGAACUUCAGUGGUCGUCCAUUGUGAUCCGGCCAUUUCUCGUGUUAUCACACCUUUUAGGCGUCCGCUGUCACGCUUUUUUUCCCAAAAACAAUGCCAAUUCUUGCAGACUAUGUGCAGCGCUUCGCCAGCGAGGCGGUCCUGUUCCCGCCGCCGGCCGCCGAAUCGUCGGGAGCGAACGGAAGCGGAAAGGAGGCGGAAGAGGCGGACGAGGACGCGGAAAGCGUGAGUUCGCUGUCCGAGUACGAGUCGGACGGCACUUUCGAGGAGGAGUACGCCAAUUUCAAGGGGCUCGACGAGGACGACGACAAGAUUACUGUGAAUCGCAUGCAAAUGUAG
Molecule: messenger RNA, 2205 nt
Organism: Caenorhabditis sp. 36 PRJEB53466
Lineage: Eukaryota; Metazoa; Nematoda; Chromadorea; Rhabditida; Rhabditidae
Source: the annotation of a GenBank genome assembly